AAGUGGAAGGCGAUAAAAAAGCCAUUAGUACGCGAUUUGUUUAUUUACUUGGCAAAGCGCUGCACGUGACCUUGCUAGCCGUACAUAUAUUAGGCGCAGCAUGGAGCCAAUUGGAGAUCUGCAAGUGCCCAGCUUCAAGGUGGUGUCCGGGGGAACCACCUUCACGUACGCCAGUCCGAAAUCCGGAGCAGCCUCCCUCGACUUUCUCGCGCACACCCUGCGGAAAAGGGAGGCGAACACAGAAAAAACUAUUCUGAUAUGUCAGCAGAAUUUCGAGGCCGAGCGUCUGAAAUUUGAGCUCGCCGAGCGGGAUGUCAACACUAUUCUCCUGCCCCCGCAUGGGGCAAUGGUCGGUCAAGUGCUGCUCCUCUGGUCCAAGGGGUACAUCAACCAAGCUCUAAUUCUCUGCGAUGGCAUGCUCGAGCAUCUUGGAGUAGUCGAGGCGAACCUGGUGAUCCACACAACGCUGCCGGAACUGAACAAGUUCGAGGAGCGUUUGAAGUGGCUGAGCAUAUCGGCGAGAAACGCCGAGAUGUUGGUCAUAACUCCGUGCGACGAAGAGAAUGAAAAAGAAGGCAAGGGAGAGACCGAACCGGAGAUCGUCCAGCAAAGAAUGCCACUCAAAGUAGAUGCCCUAAAUUCCAUGCAGCUUUAUGAAAUAAAGGAGAAUACGCCGCCGACAUCAUCGGAGGAUUACAAGGCGGAGGCGGAUGUCCUGCUAAGUGCUGCAACUCCAGCGACAAUCCCAAACGACAAUAAGGAGCAAGAGAUAAAUUUAAGCGUGGAGGAUGCUACAGUAAAGCUCCUGGCUUCUUUUGAGUUGGGCAGCACUGAUUCGGCGGCAGUGGACGAAUCCUCUCCAGCUGCUGCUAAGUUCAAUGCUCCUGUCUACUCUCCUUUCGUUACUGAAAAUCCAACGAAGUCUUUGGACGCCGAGUUUCAAGAGCUCGUAAAGUCGUUUAAGGUGCAAAACGUAUUCAAAAACAUGAACUUGCCGCCUCCUCCCUCUGUUAGCAUUGAAGAACCGGUGUCCAGUGCCUCCGCUUCUGAUUAUCGACAUCAGAUCGACACCACUUCGCUGGAUUCCAUUCGAACUGUGAAGGAUUCACCUGCCUCUCUAGCAGUGGUUCCCUUUUCUGCAGGGGGAAUAACUUACAACAACUAUGGCGUUCUCGGCUGGAGUCGCCACGCGGUCGUGCCGUGCUACGGUUUGACCGAAGCGCCGGACAUAAGCACCAUCAUCAGGCGGGCCAUGCAGCAGAUGGGUGUGGCUAGGUCGCGAGCGCGGGCGGUCCAGAGAUUCGCCUGGCCACAUGUCUCGUUGGGUAAAUCCGUUUUAGUUGUGGGCAACUUACAGAUCGGGAAGACGUGGUCCUACCUGCCCACCGUGUGCCAGCGCAGCCACGAGGAUCUGCAGCGACGGCCAGAUGUUGGCCGUGGACCUACCUGCAUCUUUGUGUGUCCCAACCAGGGGCAGGGCAAACAGAUCGAACGCUGGAUGAGCACGUUGCUCUGUUUGCUGGGCAGUGCGUCGGGGUUUGAGGAUGUCGUUACCCACUGGGACAAGACCCAAUUGGUGGACAUCGUUCGCCGGCUCAAAAAGCCCGUUGGAAUCCUGCUAACCAGCGUGGACUUGUUGCUCCAACUGCUGAACCAUAACCCGGUCGGGAGCAUUUUCGAUGCCCAGGCGGUGAAGUGCAUAGCCUUGGAUAACCUGAACGACAUGGUUCGUGUCCUGCCAAACGACACGAUGAAGCUGCUGCAACGAUUGCCCGAAAUGUUCCAGCUCACCCAAAAUAAGUGCCAACUGCUCGUCUCCGGCCGCAUUUGGCACACCGAUCUAAUGGUGCAGCACAUUCUGCCUCUGAUGCCCGACGUCCUCGUUCUCUUCGACGACGCCUUGGAGGCGAGUGUCUAUGGCGGCGUCCAGCUGGACGUGAGAGUCGUGGCGGAUGAGCCGGAGAAGAUCGAGCAUUUGAAGGCGCUGAUCGCUGAGCGCAGGAACUUUGCCAAUGAGCCCGCCGUUAUGGUCUGCUCCAACUCGACAGAGGUACUCCUACUCCGCCGUAGUCUGCAAGCGAUUGGGGUGAAUGCACAUAUCUGCGUAUCGGAGGCGUGCUACUCCAAUGUCGCCGAGUGGCUACGCCAGUCCCCGAGUGGCCUGCUGCUGGUCACGGAUGAUGUGGUGCCGAGACUGAAAUGCGGAAAGAUCCCGCUGCUCAUCCACUACAGCUUUGCCAGCAUGUGGGCGCGCUUCAAGAACCGCUUCAGCCUGUUCUACGCAAACCUCAAAUCGCCAACGACGCGCCCAGUCGGCCAGUCCGUGGUCUUUGCCAAGCCCACUGAUUUGGAGAACAUCUGGAAGCUGUGCGACUUUUACAUGAAGCACAAGCUGCCCAGGCCCGGCCAUUUGCUGGGAAUCCUUUCGCAGCGACGCCUGGAAGAGCAACCGACAAGCAGAAGUCUCUGCCACCAAAUGGCCGCUUUCGGGGAUUGCCUGAGGCACAAGUGCAUGUAUCGCCAUGUGAUGUGGCGGGACGAGGUGCUGCCGCCAGAUCACUAUCCCAAAAAUGGAUUGAUUCGGUUCUUGGUUCUAGUUUGCUACAGCCCAGCUGCGUUGGCUGUGCGCUUGAGCGACCAGUUUCCCACAGCGAUCCGCUUCCUCAACUUUCCGAUGAGCGAUCUGGGCGAGCGAGUGCAGCGCCACUACGAACUGGAGGCGAACCGGCACAUGCAUCCCAAUCCCGUGCCCGGCGAGAUGGCGGUGGUCAAGAACAUCAACCGCUACGAGCGGGUGCACAUUGUCAGUGUGGAAAGCAAUGUCAUGGUGUUGGUGCAACUGUUGGACACGUCCACCGAAUGUUUUUCCUACAAAACCAGCCAGCUGUACAGCUGCGAUAAGAUCUUCAAGGAUUCACCCAGAGAAGCGAUGGAUUUGAGGAUCCUUGGCCUGCAGCCCGAGAGCCUCGAUCGCAUCUGGCCCGAUGACGCCCGCAAUUUGGUGCGCAAGGAUUUCUUUCGUCGCACGCAUAACAAGCGGAAUCGCCAAUUCCACGCCGUCGUCCAGUCCGCCAUCCAUCGCACGAUCUUCGUUCGCAACAUAUACGACGACGAGGGCAACGACCUGCUCAGCUUCGUCAUCAAUCGCUUUCGCUCGCAUCAGGAUGAGUGCUGCCAGCUCAAGCUCGAUGCGAUGGUGAUGAGCUCCAAGGACUGUCCAUAUAUGUAGCUUCUAGUUUCAUCACUGUCCACUGACCACUGGCCAGCAUUCUCUUGCGAAAGAAACCAGCUUCUUCGGAAAACCAAUUCAAUUUCCUAUUACAUUUAAACGCAUUUAUAUAAAUAUUUUUCAAAAUAUUGUUUUACAAAUAUUAAUGAUAAUCGAACGUGAGCUUUAAUCGUUCGACAUCAUCGGAUUCAAAAUAUUUGAGCAAGCUAAGAUCUUGCCAUGUGCUAUUCUUAAACUUGAACUUGAAAGUGAAAUAAAGGGCAUGCGCUCAAG
Molecule: messenger RNA, 3502 nt
Organism: Drosophila melanogaster (fruit fly)
Lineage: Eukaryota; Metazoa; Arthropoda; Insecta; Diptera; Drosophilidae
Gene: fs(1)Yb
Product: female sterile (1) Yb
Exons: 4
Coding region: 101-3229 (1042 amino acids)
Molecular function (GO): RNA helicase activity
Source: RefSeq, marked reviewed